Molecule: messenger RNA, 828 nt
Organism: Oxyura jamaicensis (ruddy duck)
Lineage: Eukaryota; Metazoa; Chordata; Aves; Anseriformes; Anatidae
Gene: LYRM2
Product: LYR motif containing 2
Exons: 3
Coding region: 43-309 (88 amino acids)
Cellular component (GO): mitochondrion
Source: RefSeq, a predicted model, not a curated record
GCGGGCCCCGCGCUGAGGGCGGUGGAGGCGGAGCCGCGCAAGAUGGCGGCCGGCCGGCUGCCGCCCGGCGCCCUCACCCUCAGGCAGUUCCUGAGGCGGCAGCAGGUUCUGCAGCUCUACAGGAAGGUCCUGAGGGCCCUCCGGGACGUCCCUGCCGAGGCAGAUCGCCGCUACUUGCAGGAGUGGGCCAGGGAGGAGUUCAGGAGAAAUAAGGAUGCUACAGAAGAGGAUGCAAUUAGGAUGAUGAUCACUCAAGGCAACAGGCAACUUCAGGAACUUCAAAGAACGCUUAAGCUGGCAAAAUCCUGAGUGUCAUUUUUUUGACAGCUGGACUUUCAUCUACUGAAAACCAGAAUGUGGUUAUAACAGCAAUCUGAUGACAGCCUGGUAAUAUCUGAAGGUGGAAUCCACCACAGUGUUCUUUUUGUUUUGGUUUGUUUUUUUCUUCCCCUUCUUCUUGGCUUGGUUAUUCUUCCAUGUGGGAAUCACUCAGACGCAAAAGACCCCGAAGAACUGAUGCGAUGAUGUAGCACGUGCUGUGGGAAAAGCUGAAAGCCCCCCAGAUUACAACAGAAGUGUGUUGCCAGGGAAACGGAAAAUAAAUGUAAACCAGAUGAUUUUGCCUGUUUCCUACUGUGGUACAUCUGAGUGGUAACACUUGCAGUGGUCACGGCCUUACCAGUGCCAGGGAUUUUUUUUUUCCUGAAUUAAGCAAGCAGAAGCAUUUGGGAUAAGUAAUUGUGUCAAAAAACAAAACACUACGUUAAGAAAAUGUUUUUUAUGUAGAUGCUGAUUUUCAAUUACAGCUGAAUAAAACUUAUAAAGGCA